UCACACCAACAUGGCGACGUACGGAACGGUGGGGCGAAGCAGGAGAAAUAUCUGUGCUAUUUCUCUGGUAAUUUUCGUCCAGCUAUUUACCUUACAGUGCCUUUCAGCUCCAGCAAACAACGCCACAACAGUGGCAGCCAACACCAACAAUCAGGAGGAUAGUGUACUUCAAAAUCUGUCUGUGUUCACUGAAAACAAGGUUGACCUCAAGUCUUCAACUCCCGAUCAGAGCCCAACAACUUCAGCAGGCUCCAAUAAUCCUGCAGCACAGGCUGACAAUGACUCCACAACAACGGCUGUAAAGCCUCCUGAUGUCAACAACACUCUGACUACAACAGAAGUCAAAACAUCAAAAACAUCCAAAGAGAGCGUGGAAGCACAUCCAGUGACCAUCAUCGAUGGUUCUGAUCUAGUCCAAGUCCCUAGCAAUGCUAGUAAUGAUGAUACAACACCAGACAAGGAUAAAGCGGUCUCAACCCCAGAGGAGGUGACUGAUAAACCUGCAGUUGCUGGUAACACAGCAGCCCCGACUCAGACAGUUCCAGCCACCUCUGCCAACGCUCCUGAACCAGCCCACACAGAGGUAGAGGAGCUGCAUUUCCUCGGUUCUGACUCCAAACUCUCAAAUACUCAAAACCAGCCCACGAUAAUGGACUCGAAUCAAGACCUGCCGGACACCACUGAUAAUGAUGGACCACAGAAUCACAGUUAUCUGGAUAGUUAUACGGAUGCAGAAGAUGAAGAUGAUGAUGAAGAUGGUAACUACGGAGAUGGUGACGAUGAAGACAACAUGUUUGAGAGUAACAACAGCUUCAAGGAGGAGACUGUGAACAGGCUGCAGCCGGAAGUGGCAGAGGGGAUUGUUGUGACCCACAUCAAGGAAUCAGAUGGCUACAGCUCAGAAGAUGAAGACUCCCACUUCUUCUUUCAUCUGGUCAUCUUGGCCUUCCUGGUGGCAAUUGUUUACAUCACUUAUCACAACAAGAGGAAGAUCUUUCUCCUUGCUCAGAGCCGGCGCUGGAAGGACGGGCUGUGUUCACGAAACACUGUGGAGUAUCACCGCCUGGACCAGAAUGUCAACGAAGCCAUGCCGUCCCUCAAGAUGACCCGAGACUACAUUUUUUGAUUGACUCUCAGAUCAACAAUACGUCCAGACCUGAGCAGAGCUAGCCAUCGCCUUGUAGAGAUGCUGAGCUUGGAGCCUGAUUGAUGCUUUGUCUUGCUUUAUUGGCUGACUGAAGAGCGAGGGCUGUUUUCUCUAUGGUAUAGAAAUUAUUUGUUCAGGAAAUUUUUGUUGUCUGCGUAGAGAGAUUUUAACUGUUAAUCUGUCAUCCUCAUUUGUUAUGUUUUUGAUGUUUUUUGUUAUUUUUCUAGAUUAUUAACCUCUGGAAAUUUGAUUUAGCUCUGUUUGGGGUUUCAUGUCUUUUUUAAUUUAAGUUUCAGCCUUAAGUUCUUAUUACACCUUUAUUGUUCCUCCUAUUUGCACACAAUCUUUAUAUGUUACUCUAAGAAUAGAGAAAAUGUUUAUAACUAGGGUGAUGUAAUAAUGAUUAACUAUAAUGCUAAUCAUUUACCCUAGGAUUAAUGUUUAAUUCCCAUCUCGGCAGAUUGCCAAUGCUUGAAUCACACAUGAGCUGUUUGCUGUGUAAAGCACCUGUCUGUGUUACUAACACUUUUUCUGGGUAUUCAGUCCUUCAAAAAUCUGUGGAGGUCACAUUAAACAUAAAUGAACUGAAUAUUACAAAAUAUGAACCUUGGGGAAACAUUUUGCACUUAUGAAGUUGAAAUAUUUCUCCAUUGUUUCAUUUAACAAAAACAGAGAUCAGAGAAACAUUUUCUCUAAAUUUUAAAAUACUAAUUAACUUGAAACCUUUGCAGCACAAAGAAACAGCCUACAUAUCUAGAUUUUACUUUAUUAAGGGGAUUUUACAUCCUUUUGUCAUGUUUGGGAAUGAAGCUACACAAAAAGCAUUGAGAGAAGCAGGGGAAGAGAGAGUACUGCUCUGCUGUAAUAUAGAUGCCAGGGAGCACUGGGGGACAUCUAAAAAGUCUUUCACCCAUCUUAAGUUUAAGCUGUUUAAAUGAAGAUAGACUGAAUUGUUGAGAUGGGAAUUUACUAAAUUAGUCUCUGGAAGAUGCUCUAUUGCCUUUUUCAUGUUUAUUUUACUUUUCUGGUACUGUAUUUCUUCUUCUGCCCUGAUUUUGCUAUGCAGAAAUCUUGGGGCUGGCCCUCUUUGUUUUUAUGACUUCGAUGAAGUCUCUGUCAGUCAUUUAAAGUCGUCAUUGUGGCAGAGUUUAAUAUGGAUUAACAUUUUCACUGUUAUCACCUCCUGUCAGGAACAGUCUGAUGGACUGAUGUCUCCUCUCAUAAAGUUUUUGCAUGCUCUGUGUGCAAAGGAGCACAAGAAACAAGAGCAGUCUACGUUUUUGUCAUAUUUUUCUCACUCUAAUCUUGAUUCACAGCCAAAUGUUUUUCUGUCGCUUUCACAUGCCUUCAGUUCAAAUGCCAUAACUGCAGCAUCAAUCCACACUUUUUCUGUCUUGUUUGUAGACACCUACACAGAAGGAAGGUGGAUAAUAUGUUUACACUGUGCUGUUGAGGUAGAGAAGCUAGAAUAAUAGCUGACGUGGUGUCCUCCGUAGAAGAAAUGGAUCAACACUGCUCUUGCAAUCAGAACAGUAGAAACUGUACAAUCUCUUUUGUCAAUAAAGCACAAAUUCUAUACAGAA
Messenger RNA from Cheilinus undulatus (humphead wrasse), 2730 nucleotides. RefSeq names its product chromosome 12 C5orf15 homolog (gene c12h5orf15). The record is from RefSeq and is a predicted model, not a curated record. The transcript has 3 exons. Bases 11 to 1126 code for a protein of 371 amino acids. NCBI's taxonomy places the organism in Eukaryota, Metazoa, Chordata, Actinopteri, Labriformes, Labridae.